Messenger RNA from Mercenaria mercenaria, 2339 nucleotides. Its product is annotated as probable splicing factor, arginine/serine-rich 6. Gene Ontology annotation, molecular function: RNA binding. Bases 674 to 1117 code for a protein of 147 amino acids. The transcript has 4 exons. Gene Ontology annotation, biological process: mRNA splicing, via spliceosome. NCBI's taxonomy places the organism in Eukaryota, Metazoa, Mollusca, Bivalvia, Venerida, Veneridae. Gene Ontology annotation, cellular component: nuclear speck. The record is from RefSeq and is a predicted model, not a curated record.
UUAAGCAGAUAUCUCUGGAAUAUGUUGGGUAAAUUAUUUCUGUAGAUAUUGUAAGAAAAUGCUUUUUAAUAGUUAUACUUUUUUUGAAGGGAAGUGUUGUUUUGUAGCCUUUCAUCUUAAUUUAAAUAAAGCAAAAAAGAAUAGUAUACUGUUACUGUUCUUUAUUUAUUGGUGGAAAAUUGUUUUUAAAGAGCAUUUUCAGCAUAUACUUGAUGAUGGAAAAAAUAGUAAAUUUCUGUAUAUAUCUUGUGUUGUGAUAUCUGACUUCAUGAACAUUUUUUACACUGUAUGUCUUGUGUACUUUUGUGUACUAUGAAUAAUAAUGAACUGCAUUCAUGUUUUGUUGGAUAGGGUCAAAUUUGCUGCAGAUAGUUUACAUGCCUCAUAAAAUCACUCAAUAUUCUUCGCUGCAAAGUUCGUCAAUGUCGCCAACAAGUGAAGAGGCAGUAUACAUCCCACACCUCACCUCCGGUCUUCAGUUGUAGUCGACUAUGUUUUAAGUUGCUCCUAGACAAACUCUUCACAAUAAGGCGUCCUAUGGAUGGAAAAAGUGGCCAAAACUCAUAUACGUCAAAUUUCUGUCUGCUAAAUACAGGGCUGAUCUUCAAUCUUCAGCACAAUGGGUAUUCGACUGUUCUCCAAGAAUAAAUCCCACCUCUUCACAUAAAGUAAUAUGCUGCUAGCUCCGUCGGUGGAACAAGAUUGCUCUUCAAAAUUGCUUUUAGAUCAGCUGUUUUGUCGUUUAUUGACUGUAUUAGGGUCGACAAGAAUUUUUCAGUACCAGGCAAUAUUUUUUAAUAAUGAUCUGCAGUACAAAAUGUCGUCUUCAUCUGCCAACUCUUUAAAUCGUCCAGAUUGUGUACAUCCAUCCUCAUUUCUCCGAUGUAUGUCACACCUCCUCGUUCACCCCUCGAUGUUUUCUCGACUUGUUAUCAUUCUAAAAAUAGCACACUGCAAACGCACUUGGCUACGCUAUAUGAUCAGGUCAAGGUCACCAAGAAGAAGGUCACCAUCACCACGUAGAUACAGAAGCAGAUCCAGAUCUCCAAUCCGUAAACAUCAGUCUGUAUCAAAGUCCCCUGAAAGAAGGAGUACUGGUAGAAGAGAAUGGGAUUAAACUGUCACCUUGUACUUACUGUCAGUCAUCACACCUUGGAUCAUCUGAUGUUACCUAAGUGUCAUGUGAUGUAAUAUGUGUAUAUUUAUACAAAAUGAUGGUCAUAUCAUUUACAUGUGUUUAUAUAUUGUACAGUCUGUGUAUUGUUGUUUUUUGGGGGGUUUUGUACGUAAUAAGAUGUAAAACUGAAAUUGUAUUUAGAAAAACUACUAGACUGUACUGUUUUCCACAGCUUCAGUUUGUCUGCUCAUAACUUUGAUUAAGACUAUUAAGUUUUUACUUCAGACAGACAAAUAGUGUAAUUAUUUUUAUUCUCAUGUCAGUGUUCUCCAUUGAAGAUGACAAACAUGCAAAAAAAAUCAAGAAAAGCAGAUUAAAUUGUAAGUUUAAAUUAUGAAAAAUGAUACAGUUGCAAUUCUUUUGGCAGGUUUAUUUUUUGCAUUUGUUUCUCGGCCAGUGCUAGUUUGAUAUUUUUUAUCUUCAUCAAGAGAGGCCUUUGUAAUUGGAUAAGCGAUACAUCAUUCGUGAUGAAAUAAUGCACGGAGGGGCACCUGGGGUCUUCCUCCACCAUCAAAGCUGGAAAGUCACCAUAUGAACUAUAAUUGUGUCGGUGCGACGUUAAACCCAACAAAAAAAACAAAACAAAAAAAACAUCAUUUUCCAGUGAUAGGCUUUAAGUUAGUAAAUUCCCACACUUAAUGGUGACAAACUUCAAGGUGGCAAAAUGUAGGUUCGGCAUUUUAAAUGGAGACCAUCAGUGUAUUUAGAUUUGUGACAAGGCUAGGCCAGUUUAAGGGCAUAAGGAAAAUGUUAAGUAAAGAGAUUUUUUGGGUAUGUGGAAUGAACCUAAUAUAGAAUUUUAAAUGUUUCAAAAGUGAUUUCAUUUAUUCAUACAAAAACGUUAUUCAUACAACUGUAACUUUUUAAGUACAGGGUAUAAUCAGUUCAUCUUACACUAUUCAUUGCAUGUCUAUUUACUUGCCAAUAAAAAGUGAAUACAAGCUUAAGCCUUAAAUAAGGUCACUUUGUUGAGGCAUUUAAGUCAAAAUAGAUUUUCUAAAUUUGUCAAGCAUCUUAUUUAUUUUUAGCUCAUCUGAUUUUUUGAAAAAAAAUGAUGAGUUAUUGUCAUCACUUGAGCGGUUGUCGGCGUCGGCGUCGGCGUCGGCGUCGGCGUCGGCGUUGCUUGGUUAAGUUUUAUGUUUAGGUCAGCUUUUCUCCUAAA